This is a messenger RNA of Felis catus (domestic cat), 1338 nucleotides long. It is a transcript of the gene DCTN6, whose product is annotated as dynactin subunit 6. Gene Ontology annotation, cellular component: dynactin complex. The coding region runs from base 136 to 864 and encodes 242 amino acids. Gene Ontology annotation, biological process: mitotic spindle organization. Gene Ontology annotation, molecular function: dynein complex binding. The record is from RefSeq and is a predicted model, not a curated record. The transcript has 5 exons. NCBI's taxonomy places the organism in Eukaryota, Metazoa, Chordata, Mammalia, Carnivora, Felidae.
AUCCUGGUCGCCAACGGUAGGGACUAAGAUGAUGUCUUAUCCCGGGCGCUCGGCCUGGAUGGCUCUUAAAGCCCAGCCUUGGCGGCCGCUGAGGGAGAAAACGACGAAGCGGGCGUAAGGGAGGAUUGGGAAGGGAUGAGGAAUCGGUGCCUGGAAGGUUUUUGUUCUUCGAUCCCACCGCCACCGCGCCGCCCUCCUCCAGAACGCGCCUGCGCGGAAAGGGUCUCCGAGAGGCGUUGCGCGGCGAGAAUGGCGUCGCCCGCUUCCUCGGGACCCGGAGGGACCCCUCCCCCCCACUCCGACCCUCACCCCCUGUCCCCCAGUUCGGCGCUGUUUGAUGCAGCUGUUCAAGGAGGGCGGCUUGUAGCAGUAUUCUCUGCUGUGCGUUCUGAGACACCCACGGUAGUGCUGGCCGCACCCCAGAACCCUCUUGCCCAUUGUGGGUGCAGUGUGUGUAAACCCAUCGCUGUCGCUCGUCACAAGGGGUACUGCGCCUGGGCUGGAACAGUUGUGAAGAUUGCUCCUGGAGCAGUUGUAUGUGUAGAAAGUGAAAUCCGGGGUGAUGUAACCAUAGAUUCCCAAGCCAUGAAAAUGGGAGAUAAUAAUGUUAUUGAAUCAAAAGCAUAUGUGGGCAGAAACGUAAUCCUGACAAGUGGUUGCAUCAUUGGGGCUUGCUGUAACCUGAAUACAUUUGAGGUCAUCCCUGAGAAUACAGUGAUCUAUGGUGCAGACUGCCUUCGUAGGGUGCAGACUGAGCGACCACAGCCCCAGACACUACAGCUGGAUUUCCUGAUGAAAAUCUUGCCAAAUUACCACCACCUAAAGAAGACUAUGAAAGGAAGCUCAACUCCAGUUAAGAACUAAGAACAAUAUACAACAUCAAGAUAACAGUUUGUCUUUGACCACUGUCUUUUGAGAGGGCCACAGUGUUUAUGCACUCUUAGCAAUUCACAGAUUAAUACAUGUUGACUUUAUUUUAUAAAAUUGAGUCAGAGAGGAAAGUAAUGGAUUUUCAUUAUAACUGUCCUCUGUAAUUACAUAAAAUGCAUUAUUUUCCUAUAUCCUUACUCCUUUUCUGAGAAUUUGCAGGUUUGGUUUAUUUUUCUUUUGUCAUAUGUUGGCCAUGAUUUUAGUUGUGUAAAAGAUUCCCUGUGAUAAGAAAGGGCAUAUUACUAUGUAUUUAUAUUCUAGCAUAUGUUGUAUUCAAUAAAAAUGCUAGUGACGGGACUUUCAGUGAACAGACUUUGAUCAAGUUUUUUACUUGUGUUGACUUCGCUAAAAUAGCUCUUUUAAUUUUUACUGUGUACUAGCCAUAUUAAAGCUAAUGUGUUUAUCUUU